AUGCUGAGCCACAACAUUCUGACGCUCGGCGCUUGCGAUGCACUGGACAAUCAUAUCGUGAUGUGCAGCACAGGGCUCCUGUCACCCCAAGAAGACUUUACUAAUGUUAAUGCAGUCCAUCCAAACCUCGGAGAAGCAGUUUGCUGUUUAUGCGACAAGGAAAUAAGAGAUCGGUUCGUUUCAAAAGUCAACGGAAGAAAAUUCGGCACUAAAUGUGCGUCAUGUACCGAAGGGAUCGUUCCUGAUCACGUUGUCCGAAAAGCUUCUGGACAUAUCUAUCACGUCGAAUGCUUCACGUGUUUUAUAUGUAAACGAACCCUCGAAACCGGUGAGGAAUUCUAUCUUAUAGCUGAUGAUGCGCGUCUCGUGUGUAAAGACGAUUAUGAACAGGCAAGAGAUAAACACACUGCUGAAAGUGAGGGAGAUGGCAGCAACAAGCGACCGAGAACCACAAUCUCAGCGAAGAGUCUGGAUACCUUGAAACAGGCUUAUCAAGCUAGCAGUAAACCAGCUCGACACGUCCGAGAACAACUUGCCGCUGAAACCGGACUGGAUAUGAGAGUUGUUCAGGUGUGGUUCCAAAAUCGACGUGCAAAGGAAAAGAGACUCAAAAAAGACGCUGGUCGUCGUUGGAAGACUUCUGCAAACCGAGCUGAAAGCGACAGCAACUCUCCGAUCGAAAGUAUCAACGGACAGAGUCCUAAUUAUUUGUACCUGGACCAAGCCAUGGACGAUGGGAACGAGAGUAAUUAUAUUUUCCAAUCAAGAGAACAGAGUCCGGACAAGUACUUCCGCAACGAGACUCCAUCCACUGAUCCACCACAGAUGCAUCUGGCAGCCCCAGGAGUUCUAUCUUCGUCUUUCUCUUCCCAACUUCCAUUAUCCACAAAUGUCUACAAUCUCCCACCCCCAGAUUCCCAUAUAAUAACUCAUAUAUCAACUCAAUUUAUUUAA
Molecule: messenger RNA, 954 nt
Organism: Caenorhabditis remanei
Lineage: Eukaryota; Metazoa; Nematoda; Chromadorea; Rhabditida; Rhabditidae
Exons: 9
Coding region: 1-954 (317 amino acids)
Biological process (GO): neuron differentiation; regulation of transcription by RNA polymerase II
Cellular component (GO): nucleus
Molecular function (GO): RNA polymerase II transcription regulatory region sequence-specific DNA binding; DNA-binding transcription factor activity, RNA polymerase II-specific
Source: RefSeq, a predicted model, not a curated record